AUGCCCGCCUCUCGUUUCUACUGUGUUCUUCUUGCCGCCAACCUCAUAUCGGCACUCUCGACCGACGACGUUCUCUGGUCCAGCCCAGCUAGGGACUCGCUUUAUCACUCUGGCGACACGCUCACUGCGGUAUGGAGGCCAAGUCUGAAUAAAGGAGGUGGAUCUCCUUCAUUCAGUAUGUGUGACCAAACCGAUCAUUGCGGAGAUGCUGUGUGGCCGGCUGUAAAGAGUUCAGGCGAUGGAUUCAAAGAGGCGUCCUUCGUCGUCCCCAACAUCACAUCAGAGGCAACAUAUCAUCUCCAAAUGGAGGACGAUUUUGGAAGUACAUCAAUCUCGCCUGAGUUCACGCUGAGUCCAGCUCUGCCCACCAAGAACCAGCCGGAACCGGAAUCAUCCCUUGUAGUGCCUGUGGACGAACCGGCGCAACUACCGCUCUCCGACCUCGCCUCGUCUAAGGUUAUGCCUCAAGACGUGCCAUCAUCAGGCAUGGAAGAAUCAGACAAGGGCUUGAAUCCAUGGCUGCCCGUCCCAACUCGAGGAUCACCCUCCACAAUCGACGACACAUCCCCUGGAAUCUUUCCGACAUUUGAACACCCCUGGUUCAACGGUGCCUCCGUCUUCCCGAAAUUAUCCGGCGAUCCAGAACAACAACCGGAUGAGCCUCGCGGUCAUCUCAAUACGCAAUCUAUGGACCCAUCUUCACCCUCCGGUGGACCACCUGCCGUGAUCGGUGCAGCUGCAAUCGCGCCGCCCAUGUCUCAAGUCCACUUUCCGCCUUCUUCGGAUACAAGCCCUACCCCACCAGCACCUCAAUCGCAACUUUCUGUUCAAACGCACACCACACCGCUGCCCGUCGCCGCCAUCGCAGUACCUUUAUCAUUCGCAGCCGUCAUCGGCAUAGUUGCUUUCGCCGCGAUCGCCUACAACAGGCGCAAGGUCCUGCGGAAUGAAGCCAAGAGAGCCGCCGCAGUCACCGCCAUCAAUGGGAAUAUGAAGCUCUUGGAGGCUCGCAACACUUCCUUCUGGAGCCGUUCUUCCGUCUACUCAUGUGGCCCUUCCACCCCCACUGGUGGUGCGGAUCAUGAGAAGAUAUCGGUCCUCGGCCGGCUGGCAGCGCGAUGGGCCCCAUCUGCACCUCCUCCCAACGUGCACGAUGAAGACGCCACACAACAGCAAGACGACCAAGUUGGCGGCCUUUCAGCCCUACAAUCUCAGAAGUUUGAUGAGAUUCCGCUCAGUCCCGCUAUGCCACCACCGCUUCAUAUCCGCAACGACGCGACCGUGCACGAUAUGAGCAGGUUCACUACCAGCUCCAUCAAGUCGGGCACCUCGAUGGACAGCUCUCCAGCUGAUAUCAGGUCGGGAGGUCUUUUUGACUCCGUGUCGAGGGCUUUCAGUGCUCGCCAUCAGUGA
Molecule: messenger RNA, 1413 nt
Organism: Peniophora sp. CBMAI 1063
Lineage: Eukaryota; Fungi; Basidiomycota; Agaricomycetes; Russulales; Peniophoraceae
Source: the annotation of a GenBank genome assembly